AUGUCGGCACCCAGCGCGCGCCACUGGGAGCAGAACAAGGAGGCGACCGUCUACGUCGGAAACCUCCACGAGCGCGUCACGCCGCGCAUCCUCCACGAGCUGAUGCUCAACGCCGGCCGCGUGCGCAACGUCAACAUGCCCGUCGACCGCGUCAACAGCCAGCACCAGGGCUUCGGCUUCGUCGAGUUCCACACGGAGCCCGAGGCCGACUACGCGCCGCGCAUCAUGAACAACGUUAUGCUGUACGGCAGCCGCAUCCGCGUCAACAAGGCCUCGGCCGACAAGCAGAAGAACGUCGACGUCGGCGCCGAGCUGUUUGUCGGCAACCUCGACGCCAUGAUCGACGAGAAGACGCUGUACGACACGUUUGGCCAGUUCGGCCCGCUGACCGUCGCCCCCAAGAUCGCCCGCGACGAGCAUGGCCUGUCCAAGGGCUACGGCUUCGUGUCGUUUGGCGACUUUGAUGCCUCGGACGCCGCCAUCGCCAGCAUGCACGGCCAGUACAUGAUGAGCAAGCAAAUGUCCGUCCAGUACGCCUACAAGAAGGACGGCAAGGGCGAGCGCCACGGCGACGACGCCGAGCGCAUGCUGGCGAAGCAGGCCAAGGCCCACGGCGUCGCGCCCGCCGUCCAGCCGCUGCCCGCCCACCUGUUCCAGGCCCCGACGCCCAUGGUCGCGCCAGGCGGGCCACCGGGACCGCCCAUGGGCGCCGACCCGCGCAUGGCCAUGGGCAUGAACGCGCCCGCUGGCUACGGCCGGCCUCCGCCCAUGGCCCCUGGCGCGCCUCCCGUGCUCGCACCGCCGCCGGCCGGCCUGCCGGCACGUCCCCCGAGCGGAGCGCCUGCGAACUUCUACCCCCCGCCGCCCGGCUUCCCAGGCGGGCCGCCACCGGGUGCCCCGCCAGGCUUCGCGCCCCCGGGCUUUGGCCCCAGAUGA
This is a messenger RNA of Didymella exigua CBS 183.55, 936 nucleotides long. RefSeq names its product RNA-binding domain-containing protein. Gene Ontology annotation, molecular function: RNA binding. Gene Ontology annotation, cellular component: nucleolus; U12-type spliceosomal complex. Lineage: Eukaryota; Fungi; Ascomycota; Dothideomycetes; Pleosporales; Didymellaceae. The record is from RefSeq and is a predicted model, not a curated record. Gene Ontology annotation, biological process: positive regulation of mRNA splicing, via spliceosome. The coding region runs from base 1 to 936 and encodes 311 amino acids. The transcript has a single exon.